Messenger RNA from Pundamilia nyererei, 886 nucleotides. RefSeq names its product translocator protein (gene tspo). Gene Ontology annotation, cellular component: mitochondrial outer membrane. The transcript has 4 exons. The coding region runs from base 299 to 784 and encodes 161 amino acids. NCBI's taxonomy places the organism in Eukaryota, Metazoa, Chordata, Actinopteri, Cichliformes, Cichlidae. The record is from RefSeq and is a predicted model, not a curated record.
CAUUUAUUUAGCUAACAACCGGUUUUUUCGACCGUUAAGUAACUCCUGAUGUUAUCCUCGUGACCAAUCGUUGGUAACCACGCUCCUACGUGACAUUGUUUGGCUCAGUAGCGCAAGUAGCACUCGUUAUCCAGGGAGUGUCAGGGGAGUGUUUCUGACUGCUCCGAUAAGGUGGCCCUGCCCACUCAACAAACAAUAUCACAGCACAACAGUGUGCUUAAAGAUUUGGCUGUAAGUUUGUAGGUUCAGUCCUCGAUACGACAUUCAUACUGUACGCUGCUGUUAACUGAGUGAGAAAAUGUGGCUGCAAAUAGCUGGGUUCACUGCCCUGCCACACCUGGGAGGGCUCUACGGUGGUUACCUCACACGCAAAGAGGUAGAUACCUGGUACCCAACCCUGAAGAAACCAUCAUGGCGCCCACCAAACAAAGCAUUCCCCGUAGUGUGGACGUGUCUGUACACAGGCAUGGGCUAUGGUUCAUACCUGGUGUGGAAGGAGCUUGGAGGUUUCACUGACGAUGCACUAGUUCCACUCGGGCUUUAUGGGACACAGCUAGCUCUGAAUUGGGCCUGGACUCCCAUUUUCUUUGGUGCACACAAGCUGAAAUGGUCCCUCGUUGAGAUUGUGCUUCUCACGGGGACUGUCGGAGCCACCAUGAUGUCCUGGUAUCCCAUCAGCCGCACCGCCACGAUGCUCUUGGCACCCUAUCUGGGCUGGCUGUGCCUUGCAACCAGCCUCAACUACUGCAUAUGGAGAGACAACCCAGAGGAAAAAGAAGAGUAGGGAUCAUGACUGUGUGUUUUGAGGAACAUACUUACAUUCUGAAUCACGUACACAAUGUUAUUUAAAAAAAAAUAAUACUAAUAAAAAAACUGGUCAGUCUCA